This is a messenger RNA of Suncus etruscus (white-toothed pygmy shrew), 1604 nucleotides long. RefSeq names its product fatty acyl-CoA reductase 2-like. Lineage: Eukaryota; Metazoa; Chordata; Mammalia; Eulipotyphla; Soricidae. Bases 57 to 1604 code for a protein of 515 amino acids. Gene Ontology annotation, biological process: long-chain fatty-acyl-CoA metabolic process. The record is from RefSeq and is a predicted model, not a curated record. Gene Ontology annotation, molecular function: alcohol-forming very long-chain fatty acyl-CoA reductase (NADP+) activity. The transcript has 12 exons. Gene Ontology annotation, cellular component: peroxisome.
CUUCAUACUACCAGUUGCGCCAUCCAGGAGCAGAGCUCUGAGACCUGUGUGCAGUCAUGUCAAUUAUCGCAACCUUCUACGAGGGCAAGUCCAUCCUCAUCACUGGGGCCACCGGCUUCCUGGGAAAGGUGCUUCUGGAAAAGCUUCUGCGCACAAGCCCCGACUUUAGGGUCAUCUACAUCCUGGUGAGGCCCAAGGCUGGGCAGACACCACAGCAGAGGGUGGACCAAAUGCUCAGCUGCAAGCUGUUUGAUAAAGUCAGAGAAGCAUGUCCAAAUGUGUGUGAGAAGAUUCGAGCCAUCUAUGCUGAUCUCAACCAUCAAGACCUGGACAUUAGCAAGGAGGACAUGCAGGAACUGCUGGAGAGCACCAACAUCGUCUUCCACUGUGCUGCCACUGUACAAUUCAAUGAGUCCCUGAGAAAAGCUGUGCAGCUUAACGUCAUAGCUACACAGAAGCUCCUGCACAUGGCCAACCAGAUGCCCAGUUUGGAAGCCUUUGUCCACAUCUCCACAGCCUAUUCCAACUGCAACCUCAAGUUCAUCGAUGAAGUGGUGUACCCAUGUCCUGUGGAGCCCAGGCAAAUUAUCACCUCUCUGGAGUGGUUAGAUGAUGCCAUUAUUGAUGAAAUCACCCCCAAGCUGCUUGGGGACCGGCCCAACACCUACACCUAUACCAAGGCUCUAGCAGAGAUGCUGGUGCAGACAGAGGGUCGGAACCUCAACAUGGCCAUUGUCAGGCCCUCCAUCGUGGGCGCCACUUGGCAAGAACCUUUCCCAGGUUGGGUGGAUAACAUGAAUGGACCCAAUGGACUCAUUGUUACGAUUGGGAAAGGGCUGGUCCGCUCCAUGAACCUUUCUCCAAGGGCUGUGGCAGAUAUAAUCCCAGUGGACAUCGUGGCCAACCUCAUUUUGUCUGUUGGCUGGUACACAGCAGUGCAUAGACCAAAAUCAACAAGAAUCUACCAUUGUACUUCAGGUACCAUCAACCCCUGUAAAUGGGGCGAACUGGUUAAGAAUUUCAUGGUCACCUUAGAGAAAAUCCCUCUGGAGCGACCUUUAAGGAUACCCAAAACCAUCUUUGCCAUCAGAAAUUUGUUCGAGGAGUGCUGGGAUGCUAUUAACCACUUCGGCCCAGCAAUCAUUUUUGAUCUGUUUCGUCGGCUCACAGGCAGGAAGCCAAGAUUUCUGAAUCUCAUGAACCGCAUUCUGAAAGCAAAUGCCAUGCUGGAGUACUUUACAGCUCAAAGCUGGGAGUGGAGCAUGAACAACACGGAGAUGCUCAUGGCAGAGCUGGGACCCAAGGACCAACAAAUGUUUAAUUUUGAUGUGCAACAUCUUAACUGGAAGGAAUAUGUUGAAAACUACGUUCUUGGAGUGAAGAAAUACUUACUGAAAGAGGAUAUAUCUGAAAUCCCCAAAGUCAAGAAACACUUGAAAAAACUCCGGAACAUAGAGUACCUCUUCAACACCGUCCUCAUCCUCCUGAUCUCAUACCUUCUUAUCACACGCUCCCAGGUAGCACAAAAUACCUGUUUCUUCCUUGUGAACUUUGGCUACAAGCUCCUCACCUACUUACGGGAAUAUUCUUCACUCAAGUUCUAA